CUGUCAAGAGCGGCUGGUGGGGCCUGGCCAGGCUAGUCUGUCGGGGGGACAGCGAUGCUGAGGUUACUCCUGGCCUGGGUGGCCCUGGGGCCCACCCUGGGUCAGGGUCCGGGGCCCACGGAGGAGGCUGCAGCGUCCUGUGGACCGACCAGCUGCUACGUGGUCUUCUACAGGCGCAGGACCUUCUUGGAGGCGUGGAGGGCCUGCCGCGAGCUAGGGGGCAACCUGGCCACCCCAAAGACCCCGGAGGAGGCCCAGCGUGUGGGCCUGCUGGCAGGCCGGAAGGCUGAGGAGAUCCCCGGCCAGCUGCUGUGGAUCGGACUCCAGCGGCAACCACGCCAGUGCCACCCACAACGUCCUCUCCGGGGCUUCACCUGGACCACCGGGGACCAAGACACGGCUUUCACUAACUGGGCUUCGCCUGCUGGUCCCGGAUCCUGCCCGGCCUUGCGCUGCGUGGCCAUGGAGGCUGGGGGCAGCCAGCUGUGGCGUGAGGGCUCCUGCACCCUGCCCGUGGAUGGCUACCUGUGCCAGUUUGGUUUCAAGGCAGCCUGCCCGGCACUGGCCAUCGAGGAGGGCCAGGACGGCCCCACACUCUACACCACGCCCUUCCAACUGGUGACAGAUGCCCUGGCCUGGCUGCCCUUCGGCUCUGUGGCUGACGUGCCCUGCUUGGAGGGCGGCAGCACCUCCCUGCUCUGUAUGCAGAGGCCCGAGGGUGGUGUGGGCUGGUCCCGCCGGGGUCUGGUGUGCCCAGGCCUGAGGCCCGGCAUGGCCAGCUGCGCUCUGGAUAACGGUGGCUGUGAGCACGAGUGUGUGGACGAGGCCGGUGGGCAAGUGUCCUGCCGCUGCGCCGAGGGAUUCCGGCUGGACGGUGACGGGCACAGCUGUGUGGACCCCUGCGCCGAGGCCCCGUGCGAGCAGCAGUGUGAGCCGGGUGGGCCAGGCGGUUACAGCUGCCACUGUCGCCUGGGCUUCCGGCCGGCAGACGAUGAGCCCCACCGCUGCCUGGACACAGAUGAGUGCCAAAUCCCUGGCGUGUGCCAGCAGAUGUGCGUCAACUACGUUGGAGGGUUCGAGUGCUACUGCAGUGAAGGCCACGAGCUAGAGCCUGAUGGCAUCAGCUGCAGCCCGCAGGGAGCAGGGCAGGGAGCCCUGGGCGGGGAGACGCAGGAGGAGGACGACGAGGAGGACGACGAGGAGGAGGAGGAGGACGACGACGAAGACGAGGCCUGGGACAGCUUCGACGGGGGCUGGACUGAGUCACUCGGGCCCCUGUGGUUGGAUCCCACAAGACCACCACUUGCUUUUGACCCACCUUACAGACCUCUGCUUCCCCACGUCAGCCCCACUAGGCCACCUGUCUUCAUCGCCCCCAGAUCUCCCUACCGACCCCCAUUACUGUCCAUCACCCGGCCCCCCAGGCUUCCCUCCACACACCACCCGUUACCCCCUGCCCACUGGCUCCCCAUGAUACCAGCAACCCCCCCCCCUCUUCCCCCAGCCUACCAGCUCCCUGUCUUCUCUGCUACCCACCCUCCUGCUCAGGAGCUUCCCGCUAUUCUUGUUUCCCCACCCCCUUUGCCUCCAGUCCACAAACCUCUGGGGGGUUCUACCACCCACCUUCCCACGCCCCCUGCACACCAGCUCCCUGCCCACUCUGCCACCAAAACUCCCUUGCUGCCAACCCAGCAUUCCCCUAUCCUUCCUACCAACCCUCCCCCUUUGCCUCCUGCCCGUAGACACCCGGUAGCCCCUGGUGCCCACCGACCUGCCCCCUCUGUCCAACAGCCCCCUCUGGUUUCUGCUACCAAGCCUCCUCCACCCUCUGCCUCUCAGCUUACCUUGAUCACUGCCUCCCACAGGCCUCUGCACCCAGCUCACUCAUCCCCUGCCACACAGUCCUCUUUCCAACCCUCUCUCCCUCUUCCCCUUUCCACAGACCAGGCCCCACAGCCCCCCACCUCCCAAUCACUCAGGCCCCAAACUUCACACCCUCCAGCCCCAUACUCUUUGACUCCUUCUGAAGCUCUCAGCAAGCUUCCGGCUUCUCCCACCCCUUCUCCGCUCCCAGGAACCCCUUCCCACCCCCCAGCACCCCCAGACCCUGGUCCAGCCCUGGAUGUUCUGGGAUCCUCUCUGCCAUCUCCCACAGCCUGGAGCCGGAGUCGCAGGGAUGACCGUUGGCUGCUGGUGGCCCUCCUCGUACCCACCUGUGUGUUUCUGGUGAUUCUUUUAGCCGUGGGGAUUGUGUACUGCACCCGCUCUGGGCCCCGGGCCCCCAACAAAAGCAUUACAGACUGUUACCACUGGAUCACAAACUCGGGGGCCAAGGGGGAGACUGAGCCCAAGGGGGCCAGCCUGUCAGGGGUCAUGACCUGCAGAACCAGUGUGUGAUUGGUGGGAAGGAGGAAGAUGGGAACCCCUCCCUCCUUGGACCUAUAAGGAGCUAGCCCCUCUCCCAUGGAACUGGGGGUAGGGGGACCCCAUUAGACUGAAGCCCAGGAAACUGCACCCCGGGACUGGUGGGGGAUCCAGCUGUCCCCUUCAGCCCCAAGCUCACUACUAUUCCCCAUAGGGUUGGGGGAACCCAGGUAUGCUGCCCCUCCACCCCUAGCUCGCCUCUGUGGACACUGCUGCCUUUGACAGACACACCUGGCUCAGCUCUCCUGCCAGGACCCAGGCACCAGCCCACUGCACUCACUGUGGGGCACCAGGCCUCCUGGUCUGCCCUGCCUUCUCUGCUCACACCUCUCUAGUCCCCAGCCCCACCUCCCAGCCUCCCCACCCAGCGGAGAUCGCUUGGCCCCAGGACCCUGUCAGGGCUGGGGUGGGGGGGCAUUGGUGGGAGGGGAACCUCACCUGGACUGGCCAGGUCCUGGAAUAUUCUCCAAUAAAUGGGGUGGUGACCCUUA
Messenger RNA from Phascolarctos cinereus (koala), 2915 nucleotides. It is a transcript of the gene CD248, whose product is annotated as CD248 molecule. Gene Ontology annotation, cellular component: external side of plasma membrane; extracellular matrix. The record is from RefSeq and is a predicted model, not a curated record. Gene Ontology annotation, molecular function: calcium ion binding; extracellular matrix binding; extracellular matrix protein binding. Lineage: Eukaryota; Metazoa; Chordata; Mammalia; Diprotodontia; Phascolarctidae. Gene Ontology annotation, biological process: cell migration.